GGAGCAGUCACCUUCGCGGGGGGCCACCACACGUGCUCCCGGACAUGAGGUCUGGAAGGCCGCCGCCCCAGGUGCGGGCCACAUGAGGCCUCCCGGACUCCCCAUGGACUCUCGGGUGAUGCAGAUCAAGAAGAUGAAGGACUUGGGGCAGCAGUUGUACUCGGCACAUGGCAGUGACGGACGGAGCCCCAUCACCAUGUCGCCCAAGUCCCUGGGCGCUCACCGAGCAGCCCGCGCCCUGAGGCCUGAGCCCCCUGGGCUGGUGUACCCGGGCUCGGAGGCCGAGACCACCCUCACCACCCUGGCCACCUGUGCCAAGUGCAAGGGUGUGCAGGAAAUUCCCAUCCAGGAGUUGAAGAAGACCCAGAGGGCAGACAAGUACAUCUGCUUCCAGUGUACCCUGAGCAUGGCGCCCCCGCCUUUCCCCUUCGGCAGCGGGAGCCCCAGUGCCCUCCGAGGGAAGGCGGCCGAGCUGGGCCCUGGCGCGGGCAGCAACAAGUUCAAGGUGCGGAACUUCAAGCCGGGCAAGUACUACUGUGACAAGUGCCGCUUCUCCACCAAGGACCCGCUGCAGUACAAGAAGCACAUCACGCAGCACGACGAGAUCCGCUUCAUCUGCUCCCACUGCAGCUACGUCUCCUACACGAAGGGCGAGUUCCAGCGGCACCUGGUCAAGCACACGGGCAUCUUCCCCUACCAGUGCGAGUACUGUGACUACGGCGCCGUCCGCAACGACUACAUUGUCAAGCACCGGAAACGCGUCCAUGAGCGGGCAGGCGGCCGGCGUCCGCCCGGGCCCCCCGCCAAGCUGGAGGCCAAGCGAGCAAGUGCGGCCAAGCCCUAUCCGGAGCUGGGCAAGACCCCAGGCCUGAGGAGGGAGGCACUGUCCGGCCGGUUGUCCGACCCGCUCUCCAAGUUCCCCGUCCACGCCAGGAAGGACAAGGCGCACGGGGUCCCAUGGUUGCCGGACCCCAAGGACUUCCAGAAAGACGUGGUGUGUAUCCCCAAGAGGCUGAGCCCAGCUGAGCCCAGCGAGAUGCCCCUGUUCGAGAACAAGAGCGUGGAGGUGGAGGUGCUGUCGCCUGCCCGCGAGCCCCUGCAGCCCGGCAUGCCCCUGACCGUGGUGGCACCCUCUGAGCUUGUGGUCCCUGCCAACUGCCUGGCCCAGCUCAUGGAUGUGAAGGUGGUCAAUGGGACCCAGCAGGUGCUCCUGAAACUCUUCCCUCUGGAGGAGAACAGUGGCCUGGAGGCCAGGCCCUGUGAUGGCGCAGCCAGUGAGCAGGGCACCAAGGACAGAGGACCUGGGGAGCCCGGGCAGGGGUCCUCUACGGAGCCAGCCAGAGCCCCGGUGGGAGACGGCUGCGUGGAGCGGCUGGCGGCCGGCAUGAGGCACCUCCCUGCAGCCCUGCAGAAGCAUCUCCGGAGCAUGAAGUGGCUGCGCUCCUACGAACUCCUCACGUCCCACCCCGGUGCACACGGCCCCAGCGAGCCCCCCACAGCCACCGAGGAUCUGCAGGAGAGAGGUGCCCUGUGCCCCUACCAAGCCCCCCUUCCCUCGCUGGCCUUCAAAGGCCCUUUCCCCCCAGCCUCCAUGGUGACAAACAGUGUUUUCUGCGGGCUGGGUGCAGGCCCCGACCCGUUCCCUUAUAAGGCCGCCGCCUUGGCUGAGGAGAGGCCACCCCUGGCGCGUGACUCCAAGCGACUGUUGCCUCUGAGUGCACCUCCCCUGGCCUUGCCCUUCUCUGGUGAGCAGGGCUUGUUGCCCCGAAGUAAGGGUGACCCGGAGUGCAGAAGGAAGCUUAGUGCCCCCGGGAAGGGCGCACCCUCUGGCCGGAAGCUCAAGGACAGCCCACCCGAGCCCUGCAGUGUGAGCCCAGCUCCUGCUCAGUCCCAGAGUGAGUGUCUACAGGUCAGCCUGGCAGAAGAAGGGACAGCCAUGCCCCAGCAGCCUGGGGAGGGGCCCUUAGAGCUCACCACGGCAGAGAGGACGCCUGAGAGUUUCGAGGGCCCGGUCAUCUCUUCGGUGUUUUCUCUGAGCUCGGGAUCCGAGGAUGUCCCAGAGAGCAUCAGGUGGAACAGCUCGACGUCCAAGGUCAAGUCUGUAGAGCUUCUGCGCCGCAAGAUUGCCAAACUUAUCGAGUCCUGCGGCAGACCGUCAUCUCUAGCCAGCAGCGGCCCACGUGGCCACCCAGCAGGGCCCGCGUCCAAGGCCCUUUCCAAGGCUGCCCCCAAAGAGAUCCAAGAAAUCAGCACAUCGGUGGCAGGCCCCAGCUAUGCCUCGGCCUCUCUGCUAGCCCCCUGCGAGGAGCGUGCUGUCGAGGGCCCGUCUCCUCACACACAAGCGUACCCCCAGACAGUCAUGGGCAGUAGCGGGAAAGCUGAAGGCAGAGGGGGCAGGAGGGCUCAUGCAGCCAUGCCAGCGUUGGUUUCUAAAGGAGCAGCAUUGAGGGUCCUCAAUUCCUCCGAGGAUGUCCCCAUCGUAGAUGCGACAUGUGACACCCCAGGCACCGUCCCCCGAAGUGAUGCCCAGCUCAGCCAGCCAGUGACGUCCCGCCCAGCAAGACAGACUGACACAGACUUGCAGUGUCCAGUGAGCGAAGGCCGAUCAGGAGGCCUGGCCCCCACCCCUGAGACGUCUCUUCGACCAAAGCCCAGAAAAGAGAGCACCAUGUGUGGUGUCACCCCUAGAAGAAAUGGGGCCCUGUGCCAUGGGCCACAGGGACUGGGGGACCUGGGGAGGCACCGGAAGCUGCUCUCCAGGAGUCUCACCUUGAGCAAAAGCAAAAGCCGACAAGGAAAUGCCGGCAAGAAGAAGAGCCAGGGGCAGGCAGAGCUGGGCCGCUAUCUCAAGGACCCAUCAAUUUUCCAGGUUGCCCGCCAGCUCCGGCUCGUUGCCGCCAAGCCUGACCAGCUGAUCAAAUGUCCCCGCCGGAACCAACCUGUGAUUGUUCUGAACCACCCCGAUGUGGACUCGCCCGAAGUGACCAACGUGAUGAAGGUCAUCAACAAGUACAAAGGCAACGUCCUCAAGGUGGUCCUGUCCGAGCGGACGCGGUGUCAGCUGGGCAUCCGCCGCCACCAUGUGCGGCUCACCUACCAGAAUGCGGAGGAGGCCAAUCAGAUCAAGAGGCAGAUGAUGCUGAAGAUGAAGCUGAAGAAGAUCCACAAGAACAACUACCAAGUGGUGGAUGCCCUGCCCGACGACGCGACCCAGUGUCUGUUCAAGUGCUGGUUCUGUGGGCGGCUCUACGAGGACCAGGAGGAGUGGAUGAGCCACGGCCAGCGGCAUCUGAUCGAAGCCACCAGGGACUGGGACGUCCUCUCCUCCAAGAGCAAAUAAGCUGAGGCGCGCUCUUCAGAACCAACCAGUAGUCUCUUUCGGCUUCCUCUGGAGCACGUUUGUUACUUUUGUCCCCGACUCCCAGUCC
This is a messenger RNA of Sorex fumeus (smoky shrew), 3428 nucleotides long. It is a transcript of the gene ZNF518B, whose product is annotated as zinc finger protein 518B. Gene Ontology annotation, cellular component: nucleus. The transcript has a single exon. Lineage: Eukaryota; Metazoa; Chordata; Mammalia; Eulipotyphla; Soricidae. The coding region runs from base 83 to 3340 and encodes 1085 amino acids. The record is from RefSeq and is a predicted model, not a curated record. Gene Ontology annotation, biological process: regulation of gene expression.